GAAGUGCAUUAGGUGAGGAGAUCGUGCUCUAUAAAAUGACUAUUUAUGAUCACAAAUUAAGAGAAGAAUUAGAAGUCAUCACUUGUAAACAAAAACAUGUCUAAAAUAGUUAGCAUAGCCAUUUUAGCCAUUUCAGUUGCUUCACUUCUGCACAUCACUGCAGCCAAGACCCUUGUUGUUGGAGAUGACUUAGGAUGGUUAGUGCCUCCAGGAGGGGACUUUACUUAUGCUGCAUGGGCUUCCAUUAAUGUUUUCACCGUCGGCGACAUUCUCGUGUUCAAUUUCACAAGUGGACAACAAGAUGUAGCAAGGGUUACAAAAGAAGCAUACUUAUACUGCAAUUCAACAAAUCCUGUAGCCCUAAAAACAACUGGUCCUGCAAAUUUCACCUUAGAUACAACUGGUGAAUAUUUCUUCAUUUCUACAAUGGACAAACACUGCCUAUUAGGUCAAAGACUAGCCAUCUAUGUGAUUGCCCCGGGAGCCGUUAUUCCCAGUCCUGGUCCUCAGGCAGCUCCUUCAGCGGUCCCGAAUAGAGCUCCGGUGACCUACACGGUGGGUGAUGAAAUGGGUUGGAUUGUUCCUCCUGGAGCUGGACUUGCUUAUAUGACUUGGGCAUAUAAUAAGACUUUUAUCGUUGGAGACUUUCUAGUUUUCAACUUUGUGGAUGGACUAGGAGAUGUUGCUCUAGUAACAAAACAAGCCUACGAGACAUGCGACACCAAUAGCACCAUUCAACUCUGGUCUACAGCCCCAGCCAAGAUCUUACUCAAUGCUACCGGUGAUUAUUUCUUCACUUCCACCUAUCCACGGCGGUGCACAUUGGGUCAGCAGCUAGCCAUUAGGGUGGUAGCCUCCAGCAGCGGUGGCACUGCUCCGUCUAGCAGUAUCGCCAAUCCGCCUUCGACCACAAGUAAUCCUAUCAAUGAGGUAGAUGCACCCAGUGUGCCUACGUCACCUCCUCCAGCCAGCUCAGCUCAUCCAUCACCCAUAAUUGCUGGAUUAUAUAUUAUUUUUCUAUCCAUUUCGUCCAUUGCUUUGUUUUAGAGGGUUUUAGAGCUGCUCGUUUAUAUAUUAUUUGUCUCGUUGAGUUUAAUAAUUUUUAUUGUGAUGACCAUUUAUUCUUCACCAUUGGUCUGUCAUUAUACCAUUGUCUGACAUGUUGCUAUUAUUAUUAUUAUUAUUAUUGGAGAGGAGAGAUUAGAAUCUUGAA
Molecule: messenger RNA, 1213 nt
Organism: Mercurialis annua (annual mercury)
Lineage: Eukaryota; Viridiplantae; Streptophyta; Magnoliopsida; Malpighiales; Euphorbiaceae
Product: blue copper protein-like
Exons: 3
Coding region: 97-1047 (316 amino acids)
Cellular component (GO): plasma membrane
Molecular function (GO): electron transfer activity
Source: RefSeq, a predicted model, not a curated record